AUGCAAUAUUGCAACAUUGGUGCUGCGUCUUUCAUCACUCCCCGAACGUGCAUACUCGAAGGAGCACCUGCCAAGACUUACUUCUUUACGUCUUGUUUAUUCAACAUGACAUCCUCGAACAAUGAGAAGGUCUCCGAGACCCAGCUUGAGCCCAUCGAGUCUCAGAAGUCUACACUAGAGAAUAUCGACGAUGACCCCGUGUAUACUCGUCAGCAGCAGCGGAAGAUUAUUCGACGGAUUGAUUUUCGACUUGUCCUUAUGCUUGGGUUUCUUCAUUGUGUUUGUCUGAUUGAUCGGGGCAAUUUGGGGACGGCUGCUAUUGCGGGCAUGGAGAAGGAGUUGCACCUAGUUGGGACACAAUAUAGUACAAUUGCAGUUUCCUUUUUCCCGCCGUAUAUCGCCCUGCAGGUGCUUGGCCCCAUUCUCGUGCGAAAGAUCGGGCCCAUAAACUAUCUAUCAGGGGUCUGCUUUAUCUGGGGUGGAGUCAUGCUGUCCGCGGGAUUUGUGAAGAAAUGGACUGAAAUGGUCGGAAUCCGCAUCAUCAUCGGUGCUCUCGAGGCAGGCUUCUUCCCAGCAUCCGUCUAUCUGAUUUCAACCUGGUAUACACGAUACGAUAUUCAGAAACGCUACGCCAUCUUCUACCUCCUCGGCUGCGUCGCCUCAGCAUUCACAGGAAUCCUCUCCUACGGCAUUACAUUUAUGCGCGGCCUCGGAGGCCUCACAUCCUGGCGCUGGAUCUUCGUAAUUCAGGGCCUAAUCACCUGCGUCAUCGCAGCAGUCGGCUGGUUCAUUCUAGUCGGAUUUCCAGACAAAAUGAAGACCAGCAAGCGGAAAUUCAUGUCGAACGACGAAUACGAUUUUAUCAUACGCCGCAUCACCAAAGACAGAGCCGACGUCAACCUCGAGCCCUUCAAUAUCAAGAAAUAUCUGCGUGCAGGUCUCGAUAUCAAUAUCUGGGGCAUCGGAUUCAUCUACUAUUCUACAACGACGACCGCAUAUGCCCUUUCAUAUUUCCUGCCUAUCAUCUACAGACAAGGAAUGGGCUUUUCGAUGGGUGCUUCUCUGUGCCUGUUUGCGCCGCCUUAUGCUGCUGCUGGCAUUCUUAUGUUUGCGACCUCCUGGAUUGGGGAUCGGUAUCAUAUCCGAGGUCCGAUUUUGAUCUUUAAUGCUAUGCUGACUAUAACUGGUCUGCCAUUGAUGGGAUUCACGAAAUCAAAUGGACCUCGUCUACUCGGCGCCUUCCUCGUGACAAUGGGCGCGAAUUCCAAUAUCCCCUGUGCAAUGGCCUAUCAGGCAAACAAUAUACGUGGGCAAUGGAAGCGCGCCGUCUCCAGCGCUAUUUUUGUCGGACUCGGUGCGUCGGGGGGAAUGACCGGAUCACUUGUCUACCGGUCCCAGGACGCCCCAACGUAUCACCCUGGGAUUCUCACUUGCGUAGGGCUGUCUGUCUUGUCAAUUGUGCUAGUGAUUCUUUUGUCGGUCCGAUUCCGUUACUACAAUAGGAAGGCGGAUCGGGGUGAGAUUGUUAUUGCGAAUUUGCCGGGAUUUAGGUACACGUAUUGA
This is a messenger RNA of Penicillium argentinense, 1563 nucleotides long. RefSeq names its product MFS general substrate transporter. Lineage: Eukaryota; Fungi; Ascomycota; Eurotiomycetes; Eurotiales; Aspergillaceae. The transcript has 7 exons. Gene Ontology annotation, molecular function: transmembrane transporter activity. Bases 1 to 1563 code for a protein of 520 amino acids. The record is from RefSeq and is a predicted model, not a curated record. Gene Ontology annotation, cellular component: membrane. Gene Ontology annotation, biological process: transmembrane transport.